Messenger RNA from Didymodactylos carnosus, 981 nucleotides. The record is from the annotation of a GenBank genome assembly. Lineage: Eukaryota; Metazoa; Rotifera; Eurotatoria; Philodinida; Philodinidae.
AUGCCACGAACAAGAGCAACCCAUCAGCAGAAACUAGAACAACUUAUGCAAUCAAAAGAUAAACCAAUAAUAUCUGGUGUUACAGGAGAAAGUUUUCUGGCUAAAUUAGUUGGAUUUCAUCCGGUAAACAGUCUACCGUUUGAUCUGAUGCAUGACUUUGCGGAAGGCGUGUAUCCUUUAGUUUUACUCGCUAUAUUGAAGGAGGCAUCAAGUAGACACAUUUUAACAUAUGCUAAAAUAGAAGAACGAAUACAGUCAUUCCAGUAUGGUGUGAACGACGCAAAGAAUAAACCCCCGAUCAUCCGUAUUAAGCAUCUCGCUAAUGGGCAUAUUGUUGGUUCCGCUAGUCAAAAAAUGUGUAUAUUUAAAUUGAUACCAAUAAUUCUACAUGACAUCCUUGAUCGACCAGGAGACACAUUGGAUAUUUAUGUUUGUUUACGGAAAAUCAUUAGUAUAUUAUAUUGUACCAAGAUGAGAAGAAGUUGGUUACCCUAUUUAGCAACAUUGACAACAAGAUUCCAGUCGUUAAUGGUGAACAGGCUACCAAAUAAUGUUAUUCCGAAAGUGCAUUUCGUCACGGAAUAUCCGUGUUUAAUUGCGAUGAAUGGACCGCCGACAGGCUACGACUGCGAUCGAUUUGAGGGAAAACAUUUGUACUUCAAACAAUUAGCCAUUCGGUCAUUCAGUUUUAAAAAUCCACCACUGACUUUGGCCAAAAGACAUCAACUUCGACAAUGCCUUUUAUUAUCAAAUAAAAGUUUUUAUAAUAUUACCGACGAAACAACCUGGGAAAAAACAAUUCAACAUUCUGAAUUAUCUUUACAAGUUCAACGUUUACUGAAUGAAAAUGGUAUUGCUGAAUUAACCUAUAUUGAAUGUAAAACAAUAAGCCUUGAUCAUGUUAAAAUCGUACAAGAAUCAGCCUUCGUAUUUAAAUUAGUGCAUGAAGAAGAAAUUCCAUGUUUUAUUUAUAUUCGAUAA